Messenger RNA from Lemur catta (Ring-tailed lemur), 5143 nucleotides. RefSeq names its product leucine zipper tumor suppressor 2 (gene LZTS2). The coding region runs from base 2549 to 4486 and encodes 645 amino acids. Lineage: Eukaryota; Metazoa; Chordata; Mammalia; Primates; Lemuridae. The transcript has 5 exons. Gene Ontology annotation, biological process: negative regulation of canonical Wnt signaling pathway; cell division. The record is from RefSeq and is a predicted model, not a curated record.
GCGGUGGACUCCAGCGGGGAGGCCGCAUUCCACAGCUGCCCCCACUUUCUGGAAGGGGGGGUUGGACUCUUGAGGGUGGGUGGGGGCUCCCGGCCUCCUGUCGCGGAGUGGGGAGACCCCAGACUUGAUCCCGCCUGACUGCUCCUUGGAGUUCGGGUCGGGGGGAGACUUUCCUCAACUCCUCAGACCCCUCUCUAGCCCGGGCUGAGUCCCAGCCCUCAACUCUCCCCAGCCCACUAAAAGGGAGGGGUCUCCCGGCCGGAGUGAUCGCUCAGGGAGUGCUGGGGAGAAUGAGGGGUUCCCUUUUCCCACAGCCACAGACGCAUUUCUCAAAAUGGAGCCUCCACUUGCCCCUCCUUCUCUCUCGGCUCCAGGAGCGGGAGCCGGCUGGCUGGGCCUGGCCUUCCAGACGCCUGGCUCUGGCUCCCUGGGUGUCUGGCUCUCAGGGCCCAGCUUUAUGGCACUCUGGAUUUAGGGCCCCUUGGCUUGGUGGGCUGCAGGAGCCCUGGCUCACUGGGUCUGCCUGCCUGUCUCUCCUUGUCUGCCUGACCCUCUAGGCCCCUCUGAGUCUUUGUCUCUUGUCUUUUGGGUCCCUGUCUUUCUCUGAGUCUGUCUGUCUCCUCCCUUCAGUUUUCACUCUCUGUGCUCACUGAAGUGGGGAAAUGCAGACAGAAAUGCCCCUAAGAAGUCCCUUCCCCACUGUUCUCUCCAUGCCCUGGAGUGGCCGUGGAGAGGGGAGAGGAGGGGGUUCUCUAUCUGCUUUGCGCUGCUCUGGCUGGGGUUUGUGGGUGGUCUCAGCUCCCAGCCCUGCAGAGGGGCCUGUGACUGCUCCCUGCACACCACUCACCCCUUCCCCUAGCUCCCAGCAACUCCUGCCUUAGUCUGGACACUUUCCUGGUGCUGCCUGGCUUUCGACUUGCGAGAGGAGGAGGGGGGUGGACUUAAUGGAGCACAAACAAGAAUGAAGGGGAACAGAUCAGGCAAAGGAAUCAGAUGAUGUGUGUCUCACCUCUCCCCACACAACAGAGAGUGAGGAAAAACAGGCUCCCACUCACCCGCUGGCCUGCACACCCCCAGGCUCCCACCCACUCCCACAUGUGUGCACACUUCUCUGUACACACUUGUACACACUCACCUUCCUAGCCACACACUCGUGGAAAGUACACACAUAGGAAUUCACACAUAAACUCAUGUUGACGUGAAUGUGCUGAUGCCUCUAUCCAAACAUAUUUUCUCCUAUGUUCACAUUACCACAUGUUACAUGUAUAUGCAUUUGUAACUAUCAUAUUCUUUCUAGUAACCACCCCGUUUACCCACGUUCUUUUGUAAGAUACACACAUACGAAUUCACACGUGUUCAUGUAUAUAUGAAUGUACUGAUACAUCUGUUCAAACAUACAUACACUCAUACACGUUUAUGAUGUUUUCCAACAUUUUAGUAUGCACACAGUGUUCAUUUUCAUGCUACUGUGCAUUUAGUCACGCACAAUAAGUACAUGCACACACUCCUACUCCCCUGCAGUUCUCUGUCCACUUCUUGGCCCCUACUCUGCUUGAUGACUUCAGCAGAUGCCUAAGUCCUGGUCAUCAGCAGCCUCAGGACUGGGGAGGGAGUUCCGGGUGGAGGCUUGCUGUCCCCUUCCAGGAAGGAGCAGGGCCUGGAGAGUGGAGCCCUCUUCCCUGGGCUCCGGGUAAGUGAGGUCUUGGAGCAGCUGCUGGAGGUGGGGUUUCCACCUUCAUCUCUUCAGGCUUACUUUGGGGACCAUCUAAAGCUGGAAGGUGUCAUAGAGGUUGGCAGUGGGGCAGGGCCUGUGUAGGCUCAUUUAGGCCCGACUGAUUGGAUGUGGAGAGGCUAGGAGUUGUCAUGGAAACAAGCAUCCACCUCUAGGAAGCGGGAGACCCCAGAGGGCACCGGUGGACUCCCUAAGAGCUGUGGGUUUCUUGUUUGGCCAGAUGUACCCUUGCCGCCUCUCUGUCUGGGAGAAACUGAGGCCCAGUAGGGGAAGGCAGGGCACUGCCCAGCCUUGGCUCUUUGUUCCCUAAUUACCAUCUGAGUUACUGAUUGCAUCCCUGAGGUUGCCUCUGUCUAAACUGCCCUGUAAUGAGGCCACCUGUCCCAGAGGACCAGGGACCUGUGCCAGGAGCUGGUAGAGAGGGCUCCCUCCCUAACCUGAGUCCUGUCCUCUUUGGACUAGGCUUGGGCCUGGGCCUCUGCUGCCAAGGGGCCCUGCAUAACCCCCCAGGCCUCCCACUGCUGUCAUCUCUGCUCAGUGGGCUCAGUGCUCAGUCCUGUUCAGACCAGAGUUGGGCAGUGGUCUAGGGCCCAGAGAGAACUAAAGUUCAUGCCAGUGCUUGGAGGGGGAAUCUUGAGCAGGAUCAGGGCUUGUUACUGAUGGCAGGGUGGUAUUUGGCCUGGAUCAAGGGGUCAAGACAGGGACUCGGGCCGGGCCUUGUAUAGGAAGGGGGCUCCAGGUGGAGGGACUCUGAUACCAGUGCCCUGCUCACAGGUUGCCUUGGAGGCCCCUGGCCAGGCCUGAGCCUCUGCUGCCAUGGCCAUUGUGCAGACUCUGCCAGUGCCACUGGAACCCGCUCCUGAAGCUGCCACUGCCCCGAAAGCUCCAGCCAUGGGCAGUGUGAGCAGCCUCAUCUCAGGCCGGCCCUGCCCUGGGGGGCCAGCUCCUCCCCGCCACCAAGGCCCGCCUGGGCCCACCUUCUUCCGCCAGCAGGAUGGGCUGCUUCGGGGUGGCUAUGAGGCACAAGAGCCACUGUGCCCAGCUGUGCCCCCCAGGAAGGCUGUCCCGGGUACUACCUUCACCUACAUCAAUGAGGACUUCCGGACAGAGUCACCUCCCAGCCCAAGCAGUGAUGUGGAAGAUGCCCGAGAGCAACGGGCACACAACGCCCACCUCCGUGGCCCCCCACCAAAGCUCAUCCCUGUCUCUGGAAAGCUGGAGAAGAACAUGGAGAAAAUCCUGAUCCGCCCAACAGCCUUCAAGCCAGUGCUGCCCAAACCUCGAGGGGCACCAUCCCUACCUAGCUUCCUGGGUCCUCGGGCCACCGGGCUAUCUGGGAGCCAGGGCAGCCUAACGCAGCUGUUUGGGGGCCCUGCCUCCUCCUCCUCUUCCUCCUCUUCCUCCUCGGCUGCUGACAAACCCCUGGCAUUGAGUGGCUGGGCCAGUGGCUGUCCAUCAGGAACACUGUCCGACUCUGGCCGAAACUCACUGUCCAGCCUGCCCACCUACAGCACCGGGGGUGCUGAGCCAGCCGCCAACUCCCCAGGUGGGCACCUGCCCUCCCACGGCCCUGGGCGGGGGGCACAGCCCGGGCCAGCCUGCAGGGCCCCUACUGGGCCCUCCCACUCAGACAGUGGCCGCUCCUCCUCCAGCAAGAGCACAGGCUCCCUGGGGGGCCGCGUGGCUGGGGGGCUCUUGGGCAGUGGUCCCCGGGCCUCCCCUGACAGCAGCUCCUGUGGGGAGCGCUCCCCACCGCCCCCACCCCCACCACCCCCUUCGGACGAGGCCCUGCUGCACUGUGUCCUGGAAGGAAAGCUCCGUGACCGUGAGGCAGAGCUUCAGCAGCUGCGGGACAAUCUGGACGAGAGUGAGGCGUCCAUAUGCCAGGCGUACGAGGAGCGGCAGCGGCACUGGCAGCGAGAGCGCGAGGCCCUGCGAGAAGACUGUGCGGCCCAGGCGCAGCGGGCACAGCGGGCCCAGCAGCUGCUGCAGCUGCAGGUAUUCCAGCUGCAGCAGGAGAAGCGGCAGUUGCAGGAUGACUUUGCCCAGCUGCUGCAGGAGCGUGAGCAGCUGGAGCGACGCUGCGCCACCUUGGAGCGGGAGCAACGGGAGCUGGGGCCACGGCUGGAGGAGACCAAGUGGGAGGUGUGCCAGAAGUCAGGUGAGAUCUCCCUGCUGAAGCAGCAACUGAAGGAGUCUCAGGCAGAGCUGGUGCAGAAGGGCAGCGAGCUGGUGGCCCUGCGGGUGGCGCUACGGGAGGCCCGAGCUACGCUGCGGGAGCUGCAGCGGCACCGCCAGGAGGCCGAGCGGCUGCGGGAGAAAGCUGGGCAGCUGGAUGCUGAGGCGGCCGGACUCCGGGAACCCCCUGUGCCACCUGCCACCGCUGACCCAUUCCUCCUGGCGGAGAGUGAUGAGGCCAAGGUGCAGCGGGCGGCAGCAGGGGUUGGGGGCAGCCUGCGGGCCCAGGUGGAGCGGCUGCGGGUAGAGCUGCAGCAGGAGCGGCAGCGGGGCGAGGAGCAGCGGGACAGCUUUGAGGGGGAGAGGUUGGCCUGGCAGGCGGAGAAGGAGCAGGUGAUCCGAUACCAGAAGCAGCUGCAGCACAACUACAUCCAGAUGUACCGGCGCAACCGGCAGCUGGAGCAGGAGCUGCAGCAGCUCAGCCUGGAGCUGGAGGCCCGGGAGCUCGCCGACCUGGGGCUGGCCGAGCAGGCGCCCUGCAUCUGCCUGGAGGAGAUCACUGCCACUGAGAUCUAGGGCCCUCGCGCCCCGCUCUGCAGGGAGCUCUGCCGAAGACGGGCAGCAGCUGGCGUCCAUUCAGGCCCUGGAUCCACUGAGGCUCCCCAAGUCUGAGGGCCCCACAGCCACUCUUCCCCCAGGAUCUGCCAAGAGCUCAAGGUGGCCCUGUGACUUGGAGGAGCAAGAAUAGACCCUUCGAAGGUCCCUGUGUUCACUGUCACCCAAAGGCUCCUACUCACUCUACCCAUUUCGCUCCCCACUGCUGCCAGCGCCACCCUGCUCACCCAGACACCUCCAGCCCACUCCUGCCGGGGAGCUGGGAAGAGGAAGGGACGCCGUCAUCUCCACAUUCUCCCCAACCCCAAAGCCAGAGAGAGCCAGACGGCACCAGCUGCUCCAGAUGUGCCUACCCCCACCCUGCCCACAUUGGGGGACAGGGCUGGGACUUGGGUCUGGCCCCCAGGUUCCAGCUCUGCAGCCUCUCUCCUGGAGUGAGGGGGCUGAAGUCAGACCAAAGGAAGAACUCAGAAAUGUCUUGUUUAUUUGUUUGUGACCAAGCGGCCCCUCCCUUCACCCAGGUUUAUGGCCUCGUUUUCAUGUGUAUAUUUUUCACACUGUAAAUUCUUGUACAAACCCAAAGAAAACAUUAAAAAAAAUCUUUUUGUUUAAAAAAAA